GAAACCUCUGGUGAUCGUGUUCUUAUGCCUCAUUGUCCAGCACUGGGUCGCAUGGCUUCAUGGGUCACAAGGAGUCUGGGAAGUCAUCAGACAGCCACCUAGGAGUGCUUCUCUGACAUCCUUCUCUAUAUCCACCCCUCUUUCAGAAUGUCUUUGCGCUUCUCAGCCAGAGUUAGGGAGGUGGUGUGAAUUAAUAAAAAGUAUAUGAUCAAGAGUCAAGACCCUGCUUGCCGUGUGACUUUUGGAAACUCCCUGGAAUCUCUCUGAUCCCCAGCUUGCUCAUCUAUUAAAUGGUCCAAUAUAACACCUGCCUUGCCUACUGAACAGUGCAGGGAUUGGAGAGGAGGGGUCACUCCAGGUCCUCACAUCACUCCAGGGGCAACAGAGCUGACCAGGAACCAAGAAAGGCUGGUGACCUGCGGCCUGGAGCGGCGGGAUCAGCCCCCAAGCCACAGAUGAGCCCGUGGCCAGGAAUUCAGUGGGAGGAGCCUACACUGCCUCCCAGUCCCCGCGCCUGCUCCGACAAGCACCUGGCACGGUUUCUCAGCUUCCACACCUGGAGAAUGGGAGAAGGGCCCACCUCUCACAAUGGGCCCAGGAUGUGCUAAGGAAACAACCCGCCUGGAUUCCAUCAGCAAAAUGACGAACGUGGAGGAAAACGUGCCCCUGAAGGACCCUGGCGAUGCAGAGAGCGGGCCCUGUAAGCCCGAAACCUCAGGACCGACCCGGCAAGACAUGAGCAGCCCCAAGAACCACCCUUUCAGUCUGAUAGAUACAGUUAAUGAUGUUUCCAAGCUGAGCAAGGAGAUUGGGAUGAAUCAUGAUUUCCACAUGGAAGAGAAGGUUUUGCCUCCAAGCAGUCUGGAAGGCAGGGUCAAGGAGACAAUGCACAAUGCCUUUUGGGAUCAUCUGGAAGAGCAAUUAUUAGCUACUCCUCCAGACUUCAGCUGUGCUCUUGAACUCCUAAAAGAAAUUAAAGAGAUCUUGCUGUCACUGCUAUUACCACGCCAGAACCGCCUAAGAAGUGAGAUUGAAGAAGGCCUGGACAUGAACCUCCUUAAGCAGGAAGCAGAACACGGAGCCCUGAAUGUCCCUCGUCUCUCUAAGUACAUUCUCAACAUGAUGACUCUGCUGUGUGCGCCAAUUCGAGAUGAAGCAGUGCAGAAACUAGAGAACGUCACAGACCCUGUUCGGUUACUGAGAGGAAUCUUCCAGGUUCUGGGCCUGAUGAAAAUGGACAUGGUGAACUACACUAUCCAGAGCCUUCAGCCCCAACUGCAGGAACAUUCCAUCCAGUGUGAACGAGCUAAAUUUCAGGAACUCCUCAACAAGCAGCCUAGCCUCCUCGAUCACACUACCAAGUGGCUGACCCGAGCGGCGGCAGACCUCUCCACGCCGCCGCCUAGCUGCCCUGACUCUCCCGACUCCUCCAGUGUGGUCUGCCCCUCUCCAAGUGAGGCAGCCAACAGCCUGGAGCCCCUCAACCCCAAAAUAGUGCUGUCCCAGGGCUUCCUGAACCUCCUCCUCUGGGACCCCAAAGAUGAAGAGUUCCCUGAGACCCUGCUGAUGGACAGAGCCCAGCUGCAGGAGCUGGAGGCCCAGCUGCGCCAGUUAACCAUCCUGGCCUCGGUCUUGCUAGUGGCCAGCAGCUUCUCUGGCAGUGUUCUGUUUGGCUCGCCUCAGUUUGUGGAUAAGCUGAAACGCAUAACCAAAGCCCUGAUGGAGGAGUUGAAGUCCAGGCCUGAGGAGGAGGCUAUGCUGACUGUGAGUGAACAGGUGUCUCAGGAAAUCCAUCAGAGCCUCCAGAACAUGGGCCUUGCUGCUCUGAGCAGCGACAACACAGCAUCGCUGAUAGGAGAGCUCCAGAACAUCACCAAGAAGGAGAACUGUGUCCACAGUGUCAUUGGUCAGCGGAUCCACUUGUUCCUCAAAUGCUGUUUGGUUCUUGGUGUGCAGCGGUCUCUGCUAGACCUCCCUGGAGGCCUUACCCUCAUUGAGGCAGAGCUGGCAGAACUGGGCCAAAAGUUCGUCAACUUAACGCACCACAAUCAGCAGGUGUUUGGCCCCUUCUACAUGGAGAUCUUAAAAACCCUCAUCCCCCCAGCCCAGGCACUGGAGACAGAAGUGGGGUCUCUCUGAUGACACUGGCUCCAAGCCCUGGUACCUUGGACCCAGGAGAGAAGCCCAUCAUUCUCUUGGGGUGACAUCACCAGUGACCAGCAGAGCAGCAAGCCCUCUCCCCGUCUGCAGCCAGUACACUACGCUGCAGUGACCAAGCAUGUAAACACUGGCUGGCCCAAACUCAUUCACUAAUAAACUUCUGAACUGCAAGCAAACGCCAUGCUUCCUGUGUGGCAGCUGUGGCCAGGCCCUGUGUCCUCUGCCCCCCACUAGUGAGCAGCCGGCAGGCCCUGGUUUUUCCUCCAGGUGCUGCCUUCAGCACGCAAAGCUGAGAAGCCAAGACACGCAGGUACUAUAACAUUAUAUAACAUUUUCUCUGAGGGUAAAGCAUUUCUCUGAGGGCUCUGAGAAUUCUGUGGAAUUAUCCAAAAUGUGAAUAUAUUUCUGGAAGUCAGAAAUUGGUUUUGUCUAAUUCAGUUCUCAGGAUUGAGUGUGAUUGAAAAAAGUUAUUAGAAACCUCAUUUCCAGGACCAGAUUCCC
This is a messenger RNA of Globicephala melas (long-finned pilot whale), 2661 nucleotides long. The record is from RefSeq and is a predicted model, not a curated record. Lineage: Eukaryota; Metazoa; Chordata; Mammalia; Artiodactyla; Delphinidae.